CAGCCCGCCAUUCCCUGUCGGAGCCAGCCUCGCUGACUCCCGUCGGUCGCUCCUUGCAGCGAGCAGAGCGCCCGUAAAUCCAAGUUCCCCAUUCCCACGGCCCGCCGGGAUGCCAGCGGGUCCAUCCCUGGCUGGAGCCGUGCCAGAAGUUUCUCCUCUCGCUGCCUGUGGGCUGCUCGCUCCCGCUCUGGCUCUUCCCAUUUUUCCUUUCCCCCCCCUCUCUCUGAGGUUUUUCUGUGCCUUUGGGUGAGCUCAACUCCGAGGUUCGCAGCUUCCCUGCGCGCUGCUGCUCCACGGGAGGAGCCGCGUUCCUGCCUCCUUUUCCUGGGAAACUUCAGCAUGCGGCUGGAAGAACUCAGGAGGCUCCAGCACACCCUGGAACAGGUCAAUGAUGGCAAAGACUCACUGCAAAGCCAUCAGCUCACCAUGGACGAAGAAAAUAAUAUCCAGGAAUAUCCUAUCAACUUGCAGCCCUUGGAAUCCAAAGUGAAAAUCAUCCAGCGAGCAUGGCGUGAGCACCUGCAGCGCCAGGACCUGUCCCCAUCCCCGGAGCCCCGGGACAAGGACAGCCCGUCCCCGACGUCCCCGACGUCCCCAAGGUCCCCGAUGUCCCCAGCGUCGCCGGGCUCGGGCAAGAUGAGCAGGUCUGUCAGCAUGAACACCUUCUCCGACAGCAGCACCCCCGUGAGUCCCGCUGGAGUUCCUCCUUUUGCCUUCGCUGCCCUCCUUUCUGGGGUGUGGGAUCAGUGAAAGCUCACCGAGGUUUGGUAAUGGGUUAAAAAGGGGUUUUUAGGUGUCGCAAAUGACCUCCAGGCAAGGAUUCCUCUUGUAGGCUCAUCAGGAUGUGUGACUCUGGGUAUCAGACCUGGAAUUCAGCAGAUUUUGAGGUGUUCUUGCUGGUGAAAAGGUCCUUCCAAGUGGUCCUGUGUCCUGUGUGUUUAGGAUAUUGUGUUCCCAAAAAAACUCAAAUUGUGGUGCUUUUCAUGCAAAGAAAUGUGGUUUCUUGGUUGAUUUUUGGUUUUGUUUUGUUGGUUGAUUUUUGUCAAAAAAGAGACUAAAAGAGACUAAAAGGGACUUUGAGAAGUGGAUU
Passer montanus (Eurasian tree sparrow) is the source of this 1090-nucleotide messenger RNA. It is a transcript of the gene IQCJ, whose product is annotated as IQ motif containing J. The record is from RefSeq and is a predicted model, not a curated record. Bases 340 to 750 code for a protein of 136 amino acids. Lineage: Eukaryota; Metazoa; Chordata; Aves; Passeriformes; Passeridae. The transcript is spliced from 4 exons.